This is a messenger RNA of Solanum tuberosum (potato), 4745 nucleotides long. RefSeq names its product putative late blight resistance protein homolog R1B-16. Gene Ontology annotation, molecular function: ADP binding. The record is from RefSeq and is a predicted model, not a curated record. The coding region runs from base 33 to 4115 and encodes 1360 amino acids. NCBI's taxonomy places the organism in Eukaryota, Viridiplantae, Streptophyta, Magnoliopsida, Solanales, Solanaceae. The transcript is spliced from 4 exons. Gene Ontology annotation, biological process: defense response to other organism.
CUUCAAAUGGUUAGAGGUUAAAUUCAACAUAAAUGGGAAGAGGAAAAAGAGCAAAGAGGGUCCAAAAAAGAAGAGGAUCAAAGGAGCUGCCAUUUGAGGAAGAAAGAAGAAGAAUCAGGGAUCUUAUUGAUGAUUUCUUGAACGGCUUGAAGAAAAUAAAGAAUGAAUUCAUUGCUUCAAAAUGGGAUGACAUUGAAUUGCUAAGAAUGGAUCUGAGAUUCCUAAGAACAUUUGUCCUGUUUGGGAAUUCCAGUUUGGAUGACUUUUAUGAGAGGAUGUCACUGAAUAUAAGCAAAUUCAAUGAACUUGCUUGGUUAGUUUUCUAUCAUGAAGAAGAUAAAUUAAUCCUAGCGAAAUACGACAUGGAAUGUCUCACCCCUCUGCUGCUGGAAGAGAUGAAAAGUUAUUUGAGUUUGGAGAAUGAUUAUUAUGUAGCCACGACGACAGAGGACAAAAUGUUUGAAUACAGGGACAGACUAUUCAAACACCUUCAUGAUCUACCAAAGUAUUGUGCUCAUUUACUUCUCCCCCUGAUGAAUGAAUACAUGAUUCUUCGACAAGUAUUCAGACAUCUGAGAGAUUUCUAUGAGUUGGAAUGCAUAGCGGCCAACAAAACAAGAACUGAAUAUCUCUAUCCUCGGUACCAAAUGAUAGUUGAUAGAGUAACACAAUUCUGUUUUGAUCUUUGGACUGGAAAGAGUAAAGAAGAAAUUGGUGAUGAUUACUAUUUCCACAGGUAUGACGUAUCUGAAUGCUCUUCCAAGAUCACUUCUCUACUCAUCGACAUAAUCCCUCUUGAGCUGGAUAUUCUAUACAUUUCUACUACGAAAAUCAAGGAAGAACCAAGGUCAACUGAACUAAAAGGGUGGGUUAAGCAAAUCCUAAAAGCAUUUCCAAGAAUUCUUCAAAAUUAUCUGAUUCUUAUCCAAGGACGCAUGGAAGGUGCAGUAGCUGUCAAUUACUCUCCAACUCAAAGCAUUAAUGUCAUGAUGGAGUUCCUAUUGAUUUUUCUCACCGAUAUACCAAAGUGCUUUAUCCAUCGUGACAAAUUGAACGACAUGUUGGCACAUGUUGGAGUACUUACAAGGAAAAUAUCUAUUCUGGUGAGCAAGCUGUUGGAGGAGAGCUCUGAGAAUAAUAUCAACGAAGUGGACUUUUCAGCUCCAGACUUUUUGCAAGAAAUUGAACAAAUGAAGGGAGAUAUCAGACAGGUUUUUCUGAAAGAUCCAGAGUCAUCUCAACUUCGCUUUCCUAUGGAUGAUGGUUUCCUCUUCAUGAAUCUUUUACUCAGACAUUUAAAUGAUUUGUUCAUUUCCAAUGUCUAUUCAGUUACUCUGAUAAAGAAAGAAAUUGGGAUGGUGAAACAAAGCCUUGCAUUCCUUAGAUCAUCUUUCGGGAAAGUCGGGCAAACAUUGGAUGACACUAGUGGAGUAGUUAAAGAUUGUUGGGUGCGUGCUUUAGAUGUGGCAUAUGAGGCAGAACAUGUCAUUAAUUGCAUUCUUGUUAGAGAUAAAGCUCUCUCCCAUUUAAUCUUCUCACUUCCGAGGGUCACUGAUAAGAUCAAGCUUAUUGUGUCAGAAGUCACCAGUUUAGGGCUGGAGGAUAAGAAUGGGGAUGACCCCCUUGAUGCAAAGUCUUCCGACGAGUCAAUUGAGUCAACCUUGUCAUCUUUUGUUGAGGUAACAGUAGGUCAUGAGGAAGACGAAUCCUGGAUCAUUGAUCAGCUCCUUGAUGAACAUGAAUCCGAGCUUGAUGUCAUUUCGAUUGUAGGAAUGCCAGGACUCGGUAAAACUACCCUGGCCAACAAAGUGUAUAAAAAUACAUUAGUUGCUAGUCAUUUCAAUGUUCGUGCUUGGUGCACUGUUUCUCAAAAGUAUAACAAGUCAAAGGUGUUGCUGGAGAUUCUUCAGCAAGUUACUGGCUCGGAAGGAAAAGAGAGUGAGGAUGACCUUGCUGACAAGGUACGAAGAGCACUAUUCGAUAAAAGGUACCUCAUUGUCUUGGAUGAUGUGUGGGAUAUUGCAACAGGGGAGAUGCUAAUAGCAUGUUUUCCAAAGGUUAAGAGAGGAAAUAGAAUUAUCUUAACUAGCCGAAAUAGUGAGGUAGGUUUGAAAGUUAAAUGCCAUAGUGAUCUUCUCCACCUUCAACUUUUAACACCUGAAAAAAGUUGGGAGUUAUUCGAAAAAAGGGUAUUUGGAGAUGAAGGAAGCUGCCCUGCUGAGUUGUCAAAAGUUGGACACAAAAUUGUUGAGAAAUGUCAAGGGCUUCCUUUGGCUCUUGUUUUGAUUUCUGGAGUAAUUGUUAAAGGAAGGAAAGGAAAGCAAAAGGAUUUGUGGCUUAAGAUUCAACAUAAUCUGGAUUCUUUUAUUUCAGCAAACAACAAUUUGCAGAUGAUGAAAGUGAUGCAAUUAAGUUAUGACCAUUUACCACACCACCUGAAGCCGUUGUUGCUUUACAUUGGAAGAUCUCAAAAGAGCAAACGAACUCCAGUCGUUGAGUUGAUGCAGUUGUUGAUAGCAGAAGGGUUGGUGGAUAAUGAUAUCUGUUCCAAUAGUAGUUUAGAGGAAGUAAGUCAAAGUUACUUGGAUGCUUUAAUUUCUAGAAGCCUGCUAAUGGUGGAUCAUAUCAAGAAGAGUAAGUCUUUUUCUGUUAGGAUCAAGGUUUGCUAUGUGCAUGAUGUUGUGCAUGAUUUUUGUUCAGUAAAAGCGAAAAAGGAAAAGUUUUUCAAGUUAAUCAAUUCAGGUGCUCCAUUCCAUGCUUCUUAUUUCCUAUACCGUUGUCUAACCAUUCAUACUAACUCCAACAAACUCCACAAAAAAUGUGUUUUGUUCAAUUCUAAUAAGUGCUCAGCUUGCAGUAAGCAUCUCAUAUCUGUGAAAGUGAGUGGUUCUCUUAAUAACUCCAGGUAUAUCUGUCACACAAGACACUUGAGACUUCUUAGAGUGUUGCAACUGGAUAGCAUUAUUCUGGAAUAUUCUUUAGUUGAAGAAAUAGGCUCCCUAUUUCAUUUGAGGUUAUUAAGGAUUUGGGCUAGUAUAAAAUCCAUCCCACUGUCGUGGGUGAACCUCCAGAAUCUGGAAACUCUGUUGAUCGAAACGGAAUAUCCCAUCAUGGUACUACUGCCCAGAAUACUCAAACUGUCGAAACUGAAACACAUGAGUGUCGUCCACUUAAGUUCUUUCUUUGAAUUGGACGACAAAUGGAACAUUAUUAUGGAUCAAUCAACUAGAAUAUUGGAAGGUGAGAAUUCAAAGUUAGAAGACUUGACAACUUUGUCCCAAGUUCUUAUCUCAUAUACUGAAGGCAUGAGUGAUGCUCUGGGGAAGUUCCCAAAUCUUCAGCACCUCAAUUGCAUCAUCAAGGAACCGAUAGAUCCUCCUACACAAGGCGAUUGGUUUCCCAAGCUUGAUGUCCUUAAUAAACUUGAAUCACUCAUCGCAAGAUACCAGAAGGCAUGGGCAGAUUAUCAGUACGAUAAUGAUCCCGAGUUAAAAGACAAAAUCCCACCUCCCAAUGAAUAUCACUUCCCUACAAGAUUGAAAGAGUUACGGUUGUAUGGUUUUCCCCUGAGACCUGCUUUGUUUUCAGCAAUCGCGGCAUUGCCUGAGCUUGAAAUUCUGGAGUUAAUCGACUCUGCUUCUGUUGAGGACAUGAAGUGGGAUGCAAGUGAGGACAUCUAUCAAGGUCUUAAGACUUUGCGGUUGGUAUCUGCUAAAUUUUCAGAAUGGCAAGUUGAUUCGGAAACUUUUCCCAAGCUUGAGGAAUUAAUACUAGAAUACUGUGAGGAGCUUAUGGAGAUCCCUUCUGCAUUUGCGGAUAUAGAGACUUUAAAGUUCAUUCGCGUGGUUUAUAUUAAGCCUGACCUUGGAGAUUCAGCCAUGGAGAUUAAGAAAGAUGUAGCAGCUUACACAGGAGAGGACAAGCUUGAUAUCCAUUUAUCAUAUGCGUAUGACGAAGAAGAGUUAAGCGUUGGAGAUUCAGACAUUGGGAUUAAGGAAGAUAUAGCAGCUGAGAACGCCCAAAUUAGUAACUGGUACAGAAGGCGAGGUCAUAUAGUAGCUGAUUCCUCAACUGAACAAGUGAAUACGGACUCUAAUCAACCAUGUACGAAUUAAACUCUUAAUCCUACAGCCUAGAACACCCUAUUGCAGAAAGUGUCAAAGCAAUAGCUCUAUUGCCAAUUGUAUCAAUUGACUCUAGUUAAUAUAGACUUCAAUCGCAUACUACACUAUUAACUCUAACUAUGCUUAUUGUUUGUUAAAGUAGUAAAGAAACGAUCUAUUCCUUUAUUGAUUAGGAAUGGAUCUUACAAGUUGAAACGCACAAGAUACAAUCUUUUAAUCACAAUAAACGAAACACUUGAUAACUCUAUCAGGUCCCUUGUAGAUCUUGAAAGCUUGUGUUAUGCUUGAGAGAGACAAAAGACAACUUUUUCAAUUAUGCUCAAUUGUUUUGACUAGGUUGUUUCAAGUUAAUAAGAAUAUAUUAUCCUCUGAAUAAAACAACAUAGUGUACUUUCAUUGGCUGAGUAUACUGUCCUCUUUUCACGUGCUCACCAAUCACGUUUUACAGUUGUUCCCCAUUUCACAAGAGAUACAUGCUCGACUCAUGGGACCAGGUCUCAUAGUUUGUGAAAAUCAUUAAAACAUCAAAGUUACAACAACAUGAAUAUAAAUGUUGGUUGAUCAAAAUAUCAUUUAAAUAUUGAACAACUUUUAUACCUUUAAAAUAUAAUCUCAUAUUAA